This is a messenger RNA of Odobenus rosmarus divergens (Pacific walrus), 1477 nucleotides long. RefSeq names its product RALBP1 associated Eps domain containing 2 (gene REPS2). The record is from RefSeq and is a predicted model, not a curated record. The transcript is spliced from 13 exons. Gene Ontology annotation, cellular component: plasma membrane; cytoplasm. Gene Ontology annotation, biological process: endocytosis; endosomal transport. The annotation marks the transcript as partial. Gene Ontology annotation, molecular function: calcium ion binding; protein binding. NCBI's taxonomy places the organism in Eukaryota, Metazoa, Chordata, Mammalia, Carnivora, Odobenidae.
AUGGAGGCGGCAGCGGGCGGGGGCUGCGGCUCCGGGCCGCCGCUGCUACUGAGCGAGGGCGAGCAGCAGUGCUACUCCGAGCUCUUCGCGCGUUGCGCCGGCGCCGCAGGCGGGGGCCCCGGGUCCGGGCCCCCUGAGGCCGCCAGGGCCGUCCCGGGAGCGGUCACCGCAGCCGCGGGCCCCGUGGCCGACCUGUUCCGGGCGUCGCAGCUGCCCGCCGAGACGUUGCACCAGAUCACAGAACUGUGUGGUGCAAAGCGGGUUGGUUAUUUUGGUCCAACACAGUUUUACAUUGCCUUAAAACUGAUUGCUGCAGCACAGUCUGGCCUUCCUGUACGGAUAGAGAGUCUUAAAUGUGAACUGCCGCUGCCUCGCUUUAUGAUGUCAAAGACUGAUGCUGAUACACGAUUUGGGAACCCGGCGGAACUGCAUGGCGCUAAGGUUCAGAUUCCAUAUUUAAUCACAGAAAAAAACACCUUCAAAAGAAUGGACGAUGAGGAUAAACAGGAAACACAGUCUCCCACGAUGUCACCCCUCGCCUCCCCUCCUUCUUCCCCGCCUCAUUACCAGAGGGUGCCCUUGAGCCAUGGCUACAGCAAACUGCGGAGCAGCACAGAGCAGAUGCAUCCAGCUCCUUAUGAAGCUAGACAGCCCCUUGUCCAGCCUGAAGGACCCUCGUCGGGGGCCGCAGGAGCCAAGCCCCCUCGGCAUCAGGCUUCCCUUAUUCGGUCCUUUUCCGUGGAGAGAGAACCGCAUGAUAACAACAGUAAUUACCCAGAUGAACCCUGGCGGAUAACAGAAGAACAGCGAGAGUACUAUGUCAAUCAGUUCCGAUCCCUUCAGCCUGACCCGAGUUCCUUCAUUUCAGGUUCUGUGGCCAAGAACUUCUUCACCAAAUCAAAGCUUUCCAUUCCAGAACUCUCCUACAUAUGGGAACUUAGUGAUGCUGACUGCGAUGGAGCCCUGACCCUGCCUGAGUUCUGUGCUGCGUUUCAUCUCAUUGUGGCUCGGAAAAACGGUUACCCACUACCCGAGGGCCUGCCUCCGACUCUGCAGCCAGAGUACCUGCAAGCAGCCUUUCCUAAGCCCAAGCGGGAGUGCACGCUGUUUGAUUCUUAUUCUGAGUCAAUGCCUGCGAACCAACAACCCCGUGACUUGAAUCGGAUGGAGAAGCUAUCUGUUAAAGACAUGGCUGACUUUCCUGUCCCAGCCCAAGAUGUGACUAGUGAUGACAAACAAGCUUUGAAAAGUACUGCGGAUGAAGCCUUACCAAAGGAUAUGUCUGAGGAUCCAGCCACUUCUAAGGAUUCCAACAGUCUCAAAGCAAGACCAAGAUCCAGAUCUUACUCUAGCACCUCCAUAGAAGAGGCCAUGAAAAGGGGCGAGGACCCUCCUACCCCGCCACCGCGGCCACAGAAAACCCAUUCCAGAGCCUCCUCCUUGGAUCUGAAUAAAGUCUUCCAGCCCAGUGUGCCAG